This is a messenger RNA of Colletotrichum karsti, 1149 nucleotides long. Its product is annotated as oxidoreductase family protein. NCBI's taxonomy places the organism in Eukaryota, Fungi, Ascomycota, Sordariomycetes, Glomerellales, Glomerellaceae. Gene Ontology annotation, molecular function: nucleotide binding. The coding region runs from base 1 to 1149 and encodes 382 amino acids. The record is from RefSeq and is a predicted model, not a curated record. The transcript is spliced from 2 exons.
AUGACGCCCACACGAGUUGCAAUCAUCGGCCUUGCGUCCUCCGACAAAACCUCGUGGGCCAGCAAUGCUCAUCUACCGUACCUUCUUUCCCCUCGAGGCCGCGAGAAGUACAUCAUAGUCGCUCUCUGCAACUCCACCGAGGAAGCAGCUCAUCGCGCCAUCAAAAUCUACAACCUCCCCAACCACACCAAAGCACAUGGAGACCCAGAGGCUCUCGCCCGGGAUGAAGAUGUCGACCUCGUAGUUUGCAGCACGCGCGUUGACGUCCACUUCAAGACUGUGCUCCCCAGCAUCCGCGCCGGAAAGUCCAUCUAUCUUGAGUGGCCGCUUGCUCACGAUAUACAACCUUCCCGCGAGCUUGUCGAGGCGGCCCGUCAGAGCGGUAGUAAGACCGUCGUCGGGAUCCAGGGGCGCUUUGCGCCGGUUCUUGUGAAGAUUCGGGAGCUUCUGGAACAAGGGCGUGUCGGGAAGGUACUCGGCAGCGAGUUCAGAGCUGUGGAUGGCCCUGGAGGAAGAGAUACGUUGCCGGUGGACUUGAAGUACUUCACGCGGAAUGAGAUGGGGGGUAAUCUUUACACCAUCUUCUUUGCUCACCUCUGGGACCAGGUUCAGCAUGUUCUCGGCGAUGCCGAGAAUCUUUCGUCGCGUUUUCAAAUCCAACGCCCCGAGAUCGGUCUCGUGGAUUCGUCGACUGGAAACGUCAUCGAGGAAGUUCGGUCUGACGUCCCCGAUCUUAUCACCGUCUCCGGGUCGAUAGGCCCAGACUCUGACGUCGCUGUGAAGGGCGCUUCAAUUCUGGGAAGCUUCCACCUCGGCAAACCAUUUCCAGGAGAACCUCGUCUGGUGUGGUCCAUUUACGGGGAGAAAGGCGAAAUCCGGCUUACAGCUGGGAGCUCGCUCCUUCAAGCCAAGGGAUACGACGAGCCCGUAUUGUUGAAGGUCCACGAUUACGGUGACGACAGAGUUGAAGACAUUGACUGGAGUUGGGAAGACUGGCAAGAGGAACUGCCUAUUGCUGCGAGGAGCGUUGCGGUGCUGUAUGAACGGUUUGCUGCUGGCUCACCUGACUUGCCGACAUUCGAGGAAGCGUUGCGCCGCCACGAGCAGCUUGAACUCAUAUCAUUUCUUGCCAGGGGGGCAAGCAAAUAA